Benincasa hispida (wax gourd) is the source of this 6443-nucleotide messenger RNA. RefSeq names its product nucleoporin (DUF3414). Gene Ontology annotation, molecular function: structural constituent of nuclear pore. NCBI's taxonomy places the organism in Eukaryota, Viridiplantae, Streptophyta, Magnoliopsida, Cucurbitales, Cucurbitaceae. Gene Ontology annotation, cellular component: nuclear pore inner ring. The record is from RefSeq and is a predicted model, not a curated record. Gene Ontology annotation, biological process: protein import into nucleus; RNA export from nucleus.
AAACCUAAGCCCACACAUUUUCAAUGCACUGCAAUAGGUAGCGGGAAAGCAAAUGCACUAAAAAUUCAUCUUCUGAAGCGCUCUAUGGCAAUUGCUGAAGCCCUCUGAAACUCAAGAGGCGCGAAAGAAGAAGAGAUAAUCACAGACAUUUUCUGUUUUUCCUUGUUAGGGUUCAGUUCCCAAGCUCUUACCUUGGACUUUUCUCGUUUCUCGCUUCUGGCAUGGCUACCUCCACUUCUGUCGAUUCGUCUCUUUGGUGGGAUCCUUUCCGUCCACUUCUUACUGAGCUCGAAAAUGUAUCCCUCUCUUCUGCGGAACUUCCCCCGAAACUGAUGAAAAAGAUGGACGACAACCAUGCUUGGUUCGUGGAUACCGUUUCACUCUUUAAGAAACCGAACGAGAAAUCAAGGGUGGCUUUAGAUUCUCAGGAAGUCAAAAUAGGAUCCCACACGCUAUCUAUACAACCUGAACUUAAAACUAAAGCUCUUAAAUUGAGCUCUUAUCUGUGUUUGGAUGAGGUCCAAUCAUACAUUCUGGCUGCAAGAACCAUUGCGCAUGACAAUGUAGCUGAAAACUCCUCAUUUCAAGAACUUUUUCACAUGGUUCUACUUGAAUAUUACAUUGAACGGCAGUGCUUGCUGAAAUGUACAAGGCGCAUACUCUUGCAUGCUUUGUUUAUUGGAAAUGGUUCCAAAAAAGGUGAUGCUUGUGACAAGGCACUAAGACUGAUCACUGAUGGAUUAGAAAACAAACUUAUAUCGGUUUUGCAGAGUCUUAUGUCCUCCUCUCACCCUGAGCAGAUGGAUGUUGACCUUUUCACAUUUUGGGCUGAAGAGACCUUGACAGAAGAUAAUCUAAUUUUGGACAUUCUUUUUAUUGCAUAUUAUGAGUCAUUUGUUAGAUGUAAUGCUGAUCGAUGGAGAACAUUGUGUCUGCUUUAUAAGGGAAUCAUAUCUGGAUCUUAUAACAUGGAAAUGCUUGCAAUAUCAAGUUCGGCAAUACAUUCUUCUUGUCAAGUUAAAGUUCGAUUAUUAUUUAUCCUUAUGGAAACAUUGGACCUAGAGAGUCUUCUCCAGAUGGUUCAUGAUCAAACUUUCAGGCAUGGUGCUUCAGUUUUUACGUCGUCCGAUUUUCAAGAGAUGGAUGCAAUAGUCUCUAGUUUGAAUGCUUUUGAAAUAAAAGAAGCGGGUCCAUUGUUACUAACAUGGGCAGUUUUUUUGUGCCUAAUAUCCUCACUUCCCGGAAAAGAGGAACACAAUGUACUGCUGGAGAUUGAUCAUGUUGGCUAUGUUCGUCAGGCUUUUGAUUCUGCAGCAUUCAAUUAUUUUCUUGAUAUACUUCACAGUGAUUUACUGAAGGAAUCAGAAGGACUUAUUGUUGGCUAUCGAAGUGUCUUGAGAACCUUUAUUUCUGCAUUUAUUGCUUCUUAUGAAAUUAAUCUUCAGAUGGAGGACACCACCUUCUGCUCAAUUUUGGAUAUACUUUGCAAUAUAUACCGUGGGGAGGAAGCACUUUGCAUUCAGUUCUGGGACAGAGAGAGUUUCACUGAUGGUCCUAUUCGAUGUCUACUUUAUGACCUAGAAGGUGAAUUCCCUUUCAGGCUUGUGGAAUUUGUUCGUUUUUUAUCAUCUCUAUGUGAAGGAGCUUGGCCAGCAAAAUGCGUGUUUGACUUUCUAGAUAAGUCUGUGGGCAUAUCAUCCUUGUUUGAGAUCAAUAGCAGUACCUCGGUGGAUAGUAUCCCAGAGAUUGUGGAAACUCAACAGCCAUUACUUGUUCCUGGAAUGGAAGGGCUGUUGAUUCCCUGUAAAACCCGUGGACAUGUUUUGAAAGUGGUCGGUGGAAAUACUGUUCUUGUACGUUGGGAGUAUAAACUACCAGGGAUGCUCAUGUUGCUCAUGCGUUUGGCCCAAGGAAUGUAUUUGAAUAACAAUGAACAAGUUGUUAUACUUGACUUGUUGAGUCGAAUGGUUUCCUUUAAUACGGCUGUCUGUUUUGCUUUGAUGGGUGGUACACACAUUUCUAAUCCUCAAGUUGCAGACAGAGCUUGUCCGACAGAAAAGAAUUUGUGGUUGGUUGAGAUUAUUUGUGUUCUCGUGAGAAACUUAUCUCCUAAUUCAAGUAAUGCUGCUGCGAUGUCCAUGGGUCUAAAUAUUUUGUCAAAGAUGUUGAAAUGUUUCCCUGCUACGGUCACUCCCCUGGCACUCCAGGCAAAUAUUUUCAAUGUUGCUGGCCACGAUGCACUGAGUGAGUCAUGGCUUCAAUUUGGAAAGCUCGCAAAGAUGUUGCUUAUUGAUUUUGAGCACAAUGAUACUGACUCCCCGCUCUGCAUAUCACUACUGGACUUUACCAUGCCGCUAAUGGAGACUGGAUUAGAAAAUGAUGCUAUCCUAGCUCUUAUUGCUUUCUGUCUUCAGUAUAUUCUAGUUAAUCAUGAGUACUGGAAGUACAAGGUUAAGCAUACUCGUUGGAUUGUAACUUUGAAGGUGCUUGAGGUGACGAGGAGAUGCAUUCUUUUAAGCUCAGGUGCUGGAAAACUGGGCCCACUUGUCCAGAAUAUGCUUCUUUCUGAUUCUUCCAUCCAUAACACUCUUUUUCGAGUGGUUUGUACGACUAGACAAGCUCUCGAGAAACUAUAUAUCAGCCGUCUUUCUGACCCACGGGAGAUUGAGGGUUUAGAGCAUGCCAUCUGUUCUGUCCUGGAUAUUAUUUUCAUCAUGCUUUCUGCAUUUUCAAAGGAUUCGUCAGCUGCACCUGCCGUAUUUCAUCAAGCAUUGAUAUCAUUGAAAACUAAACCCAUUCCUAUAGCAGCAGCGGUCAUUUCUUUGUUUUCUUAUUUUCGAAAUGUGAGAGUACAAGUCGGUGCAGCAAGGGUACUAUCUAUGUUAUUGUUAAUAACAGACGACUUGCAACCCCAUUUGUCUAGUGCGUGCUUUAGUCUUGAUGAUGAGCAAAUAGCAGAUUUGAGGCAAUCAAUUGAGUGCAUACUUCUAAAAAAGUCUGUGUGGGACGAAGAUCUCUUUGUUGCUGUAGUUAACAUGUUGACUUCGGCAGCACUUUAUCAGCCUUCUUUCCUUGUCACUUUAUUAGCUAGCAAGGAAAAUUUGAAUGCCCAACUAAAUUUCAAUGGUGGUGGGACUCAUCAAACUAAAGAUUCUUUGCCGGCUUCAUCAGGAUUGGAGAAAUCAAGUAUGAUUGAUGCGCUUUUACAAUAUCUAAAGGAAGCCAAUAAGCAUGCAAAAAGCAACCUCCGGAUACAGCUGAAUGUACUCAAUUUUUUCAAGGCACUUUGGCAGACAGCUGGCCCAUUUAUAAUGAUUUUGGAUAGGAUGAAAACUUCAGAGAAGGUUUUGGAACAAUUGACAGACGGUGUUUCACACUUCGUUUCUGGAGAAGCUUGUGCCGCCAAAAAUAUUGCUGGGAUGCAGGAUCUAAACUCUGCUUACAAAUAUUUGUUACUCUCAUCCAUGGUGGAAAUAAUGUCGUAUGACAUUUUUCUGCAAAAAAAGAUGCUACAUGGUGAGUCGAUUGUAGAACAAGCUGGACCAAAGGACAAAGCUGCGAUUGCUGUGAGCAAUGAAAAUUCGAGAUUACCCUCUAGUCUCUCUGAUGUCAAGAAUAUAUUAUCAGCUGCAUGUGAUGGCUUCCUUUUAGGCAAUCUGACCAAGCUGCUUGCUUCUUGUGAAUUUGAUAAUGAAACAUAUCACCGGGCAAAGGUUGCUUCCAGUUUAUUCAUUGUACAUGCGAUGUCAAAAUUAGCAACUGGUGAUGGGGGGAGCUUGUCAGUUUCAAUGCUCGGGAAGAUCCAUGAGCUGUUGAAAAAGCUUAUCAAUUUGCCUGCUUUUGCAGAAUUAUCAGCACAAUAUUUGCAGCGAGGUUACAGUGGAGGUGAUGAAUUGAACAGUUUGAUAUUGAGCGAUCUUUAUUAUCAUCUACAGGGAGAGCUUGAAGGCCGUAGUAUUAGCUCUGGAGCUUUCAGAGAGCUUUCUCUUUAUCUUAUUGAUUCUGAAAUUUUCCAUUCUCACCAACAUAACUAUGAGGAUGACAUUUUUGUGAACAUCAAAGAUGCAUACUUGUUUGACCUCGUGCAUAUACAGACAGAUUUGGGAUUAGAUCUAUGGGAUUAUUCAGAAUGGAAAGAAUCUAAGGCGAUUGCAGCAAGAAUGCUCAGUUGCAUGGAGGAUGUAAACUCAAUGAUGCUGGUCACCAGAUCAAAGCUUACUGCUUUGAAAGCAUUGAUAACCACCUUAACUUUGAUGGCCGAUGAUACAUUGGAGAAGGAGACUACACUCAGAAAAAACAUCAUCGAUCAUCUUGUUAGAUAUUGCAUUGCAGACAUAUCGCAUUAUCUCGACAUGACCAUUGAAUCAUUAGCAUUCGGUUUGGGUGCCUCCAAUUGUGUCCUUUGUUUUCUUACUGCCCAAUUGGAAUUGAUAAUUCUCCUUAUCAGGUCUGCAGAUAAAACUGUGCCUCUGUCUGUUUGUGCACUUAUUUUAAAGACCUCAGGCUCCGGUCUUAAACAAUUAAGUUGCAUCCAACCAGCUGCUGGAGCUCAGAAGACAAUUAAUCUCUUACUGAAGUUGGUUCUUUCUUCUGUGGAAUGUCAUGAUCUUAAUUCAUUUUCAGAUCGAGAAACUAAUCCUGAAUAUGUCAAAGACUUCGCUGAAUUUUCUAAUGUUUUGUUGGGACUUCUACCUAUAUUAUGUAGCUUUAUCAUAAAUGCUGAGCACUGCACCCUGGCUUUGACUACUCUAGACUUGAUAAUAAGAAAAUUUUUAUCCUCUGAGACAUGGCUUCCCGUCCUACAGAAGCAUCUUCAGCUGCAACAUCUUUUUCUGAAGCUUCAAGAGGAAAAAAAUUUGUCUUCUGUCCCUAUAUUGAUGAAAUUCUUCUUGACCCUUGCUCGUGUACGGGGAGGUACUAAUAUGCUCAUAACAUCUGGGCUCUUGUCAUAUCUUCAGUUGUUGUUUACUCAAUUUUCGGAUGACAGUACUUGCUCGCAAUUCAACUAUAACAAAAAUUACUUAAUCUCUGGUGAUAGAGCUCAGAAUCACCAAGUGAUUUGGAAACUUGGAUUAGCUGUUAUCACUGCUGUAGUGCAAUCUUUGGGAGAUGGUUCUUACCUAGAUGUUCUUGAUAAUGUGAUGAACUACUUUUUCUCGGAGAAAGUUUAUCUGAUCUCGUACCAUCUCAAUACACCAGACUUCUCCCCUGAUGAGCACGACAAGAAAAGGUCAAGGACUCAAAGAACUAAAACUUCUCUCGGUGGUCUCAGGGAGACAGAGCAAACUCUCAUGCUGAUGUGCGUCCUAGCAAGGCAUAGAAACUCUUGGGCUAAGGCAACCAAAGAAAUUGAUUCCCAGCUCCGUGAGAAAUGCAUACAUAUGUUGGCUUUUGUUAGUCGAGUGACUCAUCGCCAUGGAGAAUCUCCUGUCAGGGUCGCUCCUUUCACAUGUCCUCCAAACCUCAAAGAGGAGUUUGAUCAAUGCAAGAAACCAUCGUUUAUCCAUAGCAAAAGUGGAUGGUUUGCUCUUUCGCCUCUCGCUUGCGGAUCAAAACCUGAGUUCACUGCUCCCUCAAUGUCUUUGAUAGUUGGGGAUCAAACCACCGAAAAUUCAGAUCCAGUUUAUCCAACAUACUUUUCUGAUAGUCUAGCCAUGCAUAUCUAUACAAUUACAUUUCUUCUUUUGAAGUUUUUAUGCCUACAAGCUGAGGGGGCUGCUCGAAAGGCUGAAGAUGCAGGUUAUGUUGACCUCACACAUUUUCCAGAGCUUCCAGUGCCUGAAAUUUUACACGGGUUGCAGGAUCAAGCAAUGGCUAUCAUUUGUGAGCUCUGUGACUCCAACGAAUCAAAGCAUAUUGUCGAUGUCGAUGUCCAGAAUUUCUGCUGUUUGCUAUUGCAAAUUAUGGAGAUGACACUAUACCUGGAACACUGUGUUGUGCAGAUUUGUGGCAUAAGACCUGUAUUAGGGCGAGUGGAAGACCUCUCAAGGGAAGUCAAAUUAUUAUUGAAAGGUGUUGAGGGUCAUGCAUUCUUGAAACAGUCGGUGAAAUCCUUGAAGCAAAUAUUGUCGUUUGUCUAUCCUGGCUUGGUGCAGAGUGAGAAGUCGUGAGGACUGGGCUUUGCAGGUGAAUGUUUGUGAAGCAUGUAGAGAUUUGGAAUUUUCGUCAUAAGAUGCUUGAUUCUCUUACGUCUCUUUUUCAAAAGAGAUUGGAGAUAUUGUAAUUACUUUUUGUAUAUAUACGGCUUUUCCUGCAUAGCCAUCCAGUUAUUUAGCUAAAAUAGUACUAGUAAAUUAUUAUGAAAAUGUAAGUUGCGAGCUUAUAUGGGAUUAGAAGAAAACAAUGAUAUGGAAUUGUAUAAUUUCGGUCUACAGACCAAAGGGAUAAAUGUACAAUUUUUUACCAAAUUAGAAGUGAAUUACUAGGGUUUCAUUUGGUAACUA